CCCCAGUGGAAGGCCGUUUUGGACACGAAGACGAGCAUGGACCGCUACGUGGUCGAGAAAGUCAUCGGCGAAGGCACGUACGGCGUCGUGUACAAGGCCAUCGAGAAGUCGACGAAGGAGCAAGUCGCCAUCAAAAAGUUCAAGUUCCUCGGCGACGACAACCUCUCCAAGCGCGAGCUCCAAGCAUGCUCGAUGCUCAACCACCCAAACAUCGUCACGUUUCGCUACAGCUUUCGCGGCGAUGGCUACUUGCACUUGGUGUUUGACUUUGCGCCGUCGACAUUGGCCAAGCUCGUGGCCAAAAACAGGACAGGACUGCGGCCCGCCCACGCGCGCGCCAUUGCUUUUCAGCUCACAAAGGCGCUGCACUGUUGCCAUGCCAACCACAUCAUUCACCGCGAUAUCAAGCCCGAGAACGUCCUUCUGGACGCCAACGGCAACGUCAAGUUGUGCGAUUUUGGUGUCGCCCGCGCCAUUCAAUUCGAAGGCGAGGCCUUGUCCGACUACGUCGCGACGCGCUGGUACCGCCCGCCCGAGCAAGAACUCCGCUGCACCAACUACUCGUACAACGCCGACAUUUGGAGUCUCGGGUGCGUCAUUGCCGAGCUGUUCACGGGCAAACCUCUCUUUCGUGGUGAAAGCCAGCUCGAUCAGCUGCGCCUCAUUCAAGAAAUGCUGGGACCGCUCCCGCCGUCGCUCGCGGCCAAGCAGCCGAAAGGCGUCAGCGUCAGCAAGGCGACGUACCCCACGACGUCGCUUCGACGGGCGUUCAGCGAGACGAUUCCGUUUCCCGAAGUGCUUGAUUUUCUCGAGCGCACUGUGUCGCUGGACCCGAAGAAGCGACUCUCCGCCCGCGACGCACUCGACCACGUGCUCUUUGCCAAGUUGCGGCAAGAAGACCUCGUAGCGGAGGCCCAGAAGAAGCGUCGCCAGCGCCACCAUGACGACAUUGAAGAGGAGAUUGACGGCGUGCGCACCGAGUCGGAAGGCGACGACCUCGACGGCUCGGGCCCGACGCUCGACGAUAUGAAGUGCGACGACGAGGCCAAGAGCAUGCGGUCCAUGGCCAAGGACGUUGGACCGCGCAUUGUGGCGCCGCUACGCAAGAGCCUCGGCGUCAAGGACGACGAUAUCCAAGAGAUCAUCGAGAGCGACGGCCACGACAACAACACGAUCGCGCGAAGGCGUCUCUCGAUCCACAGCAGCAUCGCGAGCGAGCACAGCAUCUACGACGAUGACUUUGAAGACUACGAGAGCGAGAGCAAGCGAUAAAACCACUCCAUGGAUGCGUACUUGUACCAAUGCUAUGACGAGUGGACUCUUGAUGACAGACACGAGUCGACGCCCAA
Saprolegnia diclina VS20 is the source of this 1349-nucleotide messenger RNA. Its product is annotated as CMGC/CDKL protein kinase. The coding region runs from base 37 to 1272 and encodes 411 amino acids. The transcript has 8 exons. Gene Ontology annotation, cellular component: cytoplasm; nucleus. Gene Ontology annotation, molecular function: MAP kinase activity; ATP binding. Lineage: Eukaryota; Oomycota; Saprolegniomycetes; Saprolegniales; Saprolegniaceae. Gene Ontology annotation, biological process: intracellular signal transduction; protein phosphorylation. The record is from RefSeq and is a predicted model, not a curated record.